Molecule: messenger RNA, 1714 nt
Organism: Porites evermanni
Lineage: Eukaryota; Metazoa; Cnidaria; Anthozoa; Scleractinia; Poritidae
Source: the annotation of a GenBank genome assembly
GUCUCCGGAUCAUCUGGGUCAGGCCGUUAGCACGAUAACCAAACCAUACACCAACUCAGAAGUCCUUGCCGAAGACACAAUUGACGAUAAAACAAGUGCUCUCAAUAUUGAAGCAAGCCUCAAAUUGAGUUUCCUUGGGGGCUUAGUUAAUGUACAAGGAGCAGCGAAAUACUUAGAUGACAGAAAGACAUCGAGUCACCAUUCUCGCGUUGUUCUGCACUAUGAGACAACAACUGAGUUGAAACAGCUGACCAUGGAACAUUUGGGACGAGGAAAGGUGCAGUAUCCAGAGGUGUUUGAUCAAGAUAUUGCCACUGACGUAGUGGUUGGAAUCCUGUAUGGAGCCAAAGCAUUUUUGAUCUUUGACCAGGAAGUUUCCAAAGAUGAAUAUGAGAAAGAGGUGCAUGGAAAUAUGAAAGUACUGGUGAACGCCUUGCCUGGUAUCUCUAUAGACGGAGGAGGCUCUGUCGACAUAACUGAAGACCAGAAGAAGAAAACAGAGAAAAUGCAUUGCAAGAUGUAUGGAGAUUUCAGAACAGAAGAAAGUCCAACUACUUUCGAAGAAGCAGUGAGAGUUUACAAACAGCUACCAUCAUUGAUUGGGGACAAGGGUCAAAACGCAGUUCCUGUCCAAGUAUAUUUACACCCGCUCAGUGAAAUCGAUAGCAAGGGGCAACAAAUGGUUAGAGAAAUCAGUGCCAGUUAUAUAAACAAGACGUGUGAGAUUCUAGAGCACAUACAGCGUAUCGAGUCUAAGUGCAGCGAUUUAUUGAGAGAGAAUGUUUGUUUGUCGUUCUCUCGAGUCAAGAAGCAAUUAUCAAGUUUCAAAAGCAGUAUCUCAUGCUACAAGUUCUUUUUCCAGAAGAAGUUGUUGCCUUUGCUUCCCAGCAUCAGAGGAGGCGGAGCAGAAGAAUCAGCACUUGGCGAUAUCUUUGAAGAAAAAGAGCGUUCCCCCUUCGCACAAACUCGCAUUGAUGCAUGGAUCGAGGAAAAAGAGAAUGAGAUGAAGAGAUUGCAAAGUAUGAUCGAUGACUUGGGAGACACUCCUUUCGUUAACCCUGAAGAUGUAAAAAAUGAAGCGUUCAAACCAAGCAAUGACCAUGUUGUUUGUUGUACAUUUAAGAUUGGAAAGGAGGACGAUCCCCAGAUUUUGAGUAUGGAUGGGUACCUCACAGGAAAAGUUCUGCCAGAGUUGAAGAAAAAGGCAUCAUCAAGCACUGAUGACAAGAAUGUAAGAAAAAGAAUCCGCCAGACACUGAAACAGUUCUUAGAACUGAAAUCUGCAAAUGAAGACAACAAAGAAGUGAAGUUUUUCGCCACAGAGGAGUGUCUGUCUGACAAUUUCAGUGAAAACCCGGGAGCCUUCAUCUAUCUGUACGAGGAGGGCGAACUAGAAAAUAAAGAUUUUAAGUUAUCACCAAAGCCAGAAAACCUAGAAGCAGAGAGCGUGCGAGACGAUUCAAUCGAGCUUUGGUGGAAUGAUCCACACUGGAGCGAGAACAAAAUUAAAAAGUACAAAGUUCAGUGCAAAAAAAAUGAAGCCAACUCCGACUGGAUCACUCAGUGCACACCGUGUGGAAAUGAAGCUAAGAAAACUGCUACCAUAUCUGAUCUUCAACCAGCUACCAGCUAUCUGGUGCGAGUAUGCGCUGUGGGGCAGAUUGCGGUUAGCCAAUACAGUGAUACUUUGUAUGCAACUACCAAACCAACAAGU